Messenger RNA from Cladocopium goreaui, 1266 nucleotides. The record is from the annotation of a GenBank genome assembly. Lineage: Eukaryota; Dinophyceae; Suessiales; Symbiodiniaceae.
AUGGCGGUGGAAGACCAAUGGCUGAUUGCCGAUGCUCAAAACGAGGUGCUCAGUACAGGAGGCUGGCGACGGGCAUCCGGGCCCUUGGUGCUUGGACUUCUGGGGGGCAACCUGCUGCUUUUGUGCAUGGUUCUUUGGCUGGCCAUUGCCCCAGGGGCUGGUUCACCGUCCGCGGAUGGUCCAACGGAUCGUGAUCUCAUGUUGCCCUUGCACUCCGAGUUCCGCCGGGAGCAACGGGAGCAACGGCACCUCUUCGAUGUGAACUUGUUCGAUGAGCCAGAUGAGCGGUAUGAAGACUACCCCACUGAAAACAGCAUCGUGAAGACCACUUGUGUGAUCGAUGCAGUGCAAGCGGCAACCUAUUUGGGGAAGGCUGUGGUGAACAUCUACCGCGCGGAGAUUUGUCCUGAUGAUGAGCCUUUGGGCUGUACGGCUCCCGUGGCUCAUGCCAUCACUUCCAUUCUGUGGCUCACUGCCUUUCUAACCAGCGCCAGCUCCACCUGUGCAGCUACCAUCUCCCAGGGCGGUUCAUGUGCUGCAGCCAUUCUGAGGGAUUUGGCCACGGCAGGGUCCACGAUCUACGGCUUUGAUGAAGAUUGCUAUUUGACCAAGCCCAGGGAGACCAGCUGGCGUGUGUAUCAGCGGUGGUACCAGCAUUUGCUCCCAGAACCCGAGGAGCGGCGCCUGCGGAGCACCAGAGGCGCGCAGAACCUCACGGCCUACCGCGCCAAGUCUGCCGAGAUUGCCGCGAAGCUCCGAAAUCUGACGGCGCCCUCAGCCGGUGGCCGGGCCAUGUUGUCCAACGUGCUGUUUGAUGCCGAGAGCAAGGGACUUCCUCGCGAUUUGGUGAGCAAACUGCAGAAGGUCAGAGCAGUGGAUGCCAAACAUAACUACAACACCGAACGCAACUUUGCCCUGGCCAACUGUGUCUUUGACAGCGUGGCCGCCACCACGUGGAUGAUGCGUGCCUUGCUCUCAAUCGAGGAGGCUUCGCGCAACUGUCCGGAGCCAAAGGCCUGUACCGUGGAUGUCUUGUAUGUCCUUGGUUCCUUUUCCUAUGCCGCGCAGACCUUAUCCUUGGCCUUUGUGGAUUGCCCUAAGCGUGGCAAGCGUGAGGCGCUCUGUGGCGCGGACAUCGCCGAUGUCGUUGGCUCCAUGGCCAUCUUCGUAGCCUCCACCUUGCAGGCUGCGGAGUUUUGUGACGCCACGUUCCGGGCCCCCACCGGCCCCAUCCGGGGCGGCCUCCGGUCUGCGGCCGGUGCCUAG